CGGCUCGGUGGCCCGCGAGCUGCACCCGGAUCUGUGCGGCGGCGGCGGCGGCGGCGGCGGCGGCGGCGGCGACGUGAGCGCGCAGGGGGGCGGCGGCCUCGCCUCGUCUGUGUCUCGGCGCCGGGCUCGGGUGGGUGACGCGCAGUGCCGGGGCAAUGUCGGAUUUUGACAGCAACCCGUUUGCGGAUCCGGAUCUCAACAACCCGUUCAAGGACCCAUCUGUCACACAGGUGACAAGAAAUGUGCCACCGGGACUUGAUGAAUAUAAUCCUUUCUCCGACUCUAGAACGCCUCCGCCAGGCAGUGUGAAAAUGCCUAACGUACCCAAUACCCAGCCAGCAAUAAUGAAGCCAACAGAGGAGCAUCCAGCUUACACACAGAUCACAAAGGAACAUGCCUUGGCACAAGCUGAACUUCUCAAGCGCCAAGAAGAGCUGGAGAGAAAAGCGGCCGAGUUAGAUCGUCGCGAGCGAGAGAUGCAGAGCCUGAGCCAGCAUGGGAGAAAAAAUAAUUGGCCACCUCUUCCUAGCAAUUUUCCUGUGGGACCUUGUUUCUAUCAAGACUUUUCUGUAGACAUUCCUGUAGAAUUCCAAAAGACAGUAAAGCUCAUGUACUACUUGUGGAUGUUCCACGCGGUAACCCUGUUCCUGAACAUCUUCGGGUGCUUGGCGUGGUUUUGUGUUGACUCUUCAAGAGCGGUCGAUUUCGGCCUGAGCAUCCUGUGGUUCCUGCUUUUCACUCCGUGCUCCUUUGUCUGUUGGUACAGACCGCUGUACGGAGCGUUCAGGAGCGACAGUUCCUUCAGGUUCUUCGUGUUCUUCUUUGUCUAUAUUUGUCAGUUUGCUGUACAUGUUCUCCAGGCUGCAGGAUUUCAUAACUGGGGAAACUGUGGUUGGAUCUCAUCCCUCACUGGUCUUAACAAGAACAUUCCCGUCGGGAUCAUGAUGAUAAUCAUCGCAGCACUCUUCACAGCGUCUGCUGUCAUCUCGCUCGUCAUGUUUAAAAAAGUACACGGACUGUAUCGCACAACUGGUGCUAGCUUUGAGAAGGCCCAGCAAGAGUUUGCAACGGGAGUGAUGUCCAAUAAAACUGUUCAGACAGCAGCUGCAAAUGCCGCCUCAACUGCAGCGACCAGCGCAGCACAGAAUGCCUUCAAGGGUAACCAGAUGUAGCGAGCCUCCAGGCAGUUCUGUUUCCUUAUGACUGUAUCUUUUUCUCCAGUUACUGUAUUCUACAGAUAUUUUUAUGUUGGAAACACACAGUACACAAAGCAUGGGCAUUUCCUAUCCACAUGUGCAUGGUCUAAAAACCAGAGAAACUUCCCUGUCUUAUUACUUUGCCUAAUAGUUUCUUAAUAUUUCCAUGCCCCUCACAGAAGAAAACUAUCAUUCGCUAAAUAAAUAUUCUCCAUAUUUUUGGGGGAUGGUGUUCCUCAGAUUACUUCAGUGUUGACACACUGAAAUGAAUAUGUGACUUAAGAUUUAAAAAGCACUCGAUACUAACCACAGAAGUUCUUCCGGAGUCAGGAGAGAUACAGUUUAUACAUUGGAAAUGAAACCAUGUUUCUUUUUCCCCCUUUGUUAGUGAAGAAGGAAGAAGGUUAGCAAGGCUUGGGUGUUUUUCAAUUGGCUUGCUUUCUAUGAGGUUCAGCCACCAGAAAAGAGCCCUGUGCUCUGUAGUAGAUAAUGUAUAUUUUACCGUCUUUUAGUUUAUUUUUAGACUAGUUGAUAUUUUGAUAACAAUCUCUGAUCUUGCAUGGGCACCACGUCUCUUAAGUGAAAUGAAUUAGUAUUUUGGGUUCUGUACUGCUUAUAGUUGUAGGAUCUGGGGCUCUUUAUAGAAUCAGAAAUGAUUUUCUGUAAUAGUUUCUUUUAAGUAAAAAUUUACUGGAGUAUAAAGAGUUUAAUAUAAUGUGCAGUGCAUUAUCCAAAGAGAGGGUAGUGAAUUGAUGCAAUAGAAUAUAGUGAUAAUUUCUUUUCCCUCUUAAUUUUCAGUAUUCAUAUAGUAAAAUUUUACUGUAUGGAAACUUUGGUAUAUUCUUCUGGCUGAUCAUUUUAAUUGAACUGGGAUUUGUGUUUGGCAGCUGUGUGUGUGUGUGUGUGUGUGUGUGUGUGUGAGAGAGAGAGAGAGAGAGAGAGAGAGAGAGAGAUUUUGGCACAGGUAUUAAAGGCUAGCCUAACCCUUGAAUAAAAUGAACAUACAGUAUUUAAGGGAUUUUUCUUUUAGCCUCUCACCUUUAGUUACAUUAAAAAUAAAAGACCCUCCCGCUUCUUAUGUACUUGAUUUCUUAAUGUACCUGUCUUGUACUUUUAAGACAGACUAAAUACAUGUAAAGCAUUCCACCAAGCAACAGAGUGAAAGUUCAGGUAAUAUAUUCAUUAUUAGUAUCAUCUGAUUGACAUUGGUAUGAUGCAGUGCAAACUGAUGUGGGCUCAGACUUUUAAUCAUUUUUAAUUAGAAGUCUCUAAUCAAUUUGAUUAGAAGUCUCAAGAACAUCUGUAAGUCAUACUGUUGUAGCUUUAGAUUACAGAAUGAUAGAUAGGCUUAUGUGCGUUGACUUUAAACAAAGAUGAGCUAUCAAAGACAGGGUAUCCCUUAAAAAUGAGCUUAACUGGUUGAGUCACUUUCCCCUUUCUCCAAGUCUGCAGUCAGAGCUGGGGUGCAGUUCUUAGAGGUCUGUGAGUACUGGAUUAUACAUCCACCUAUGCAGGGCCACGUUAGGUUUGCUUGGGAAUUUACUGAGUACAAUAGUUCAAUGUUUCUUUGAGUCAGGAAAAGGUAGAAUUCAGAGUAUGAAUUUGGAGUUGUGUUUUGAGUCCUUCUGAUCAGUAGGAUCCCUUCAUCCUCACCUGCUCACGUGGCUGCUGAGAGCCUGUGCUGCCCAGUGUGGACUUGAUGGACUCCGAGUCACUAAGACAUAGACGUGCACUUAAACACCGGUACUUAUGUUCCAAAUCCAUGUGCGUUCUUCUCUGACGUACAGUUAAGAGGCACAUCAGAGAUUCAAAAAAUGCUAAUAGAGUUUUUUUCAAAAUUGGGAAUGUUUCCUCUCCAUUAUGUGGAGGUCCCCAAAGGUAGUAUUAUUAAAUGGCAAAGAAUAGUUAUAACUCACAUUAUGUUUUUGUGUAUGAACAAGGAAAAUGCUGUUUUCAAUCCGAUUGUUUGGAUUCAUACAAGUUUGAAAGAGAUUAUGUUGUUUGAAAACACAAAAGAACAUUACAGCGAUGGUGGUAUCUGCGGCUGGGUCAGGUGGGAAAAGCUUGAACCCCUCAUCUGCUGUCCUCUCAACAACAGUCAGUCAACAAUGCGCUUUGAUUUGGAGAAAGAUGGCUGAUGUUUGUAUUUAAUACCAACAUCACUACAGCCAUGGGCAAGCCCCAUGAGAACGGGCAUCCGUGUCACUUUUUAGUUUGCAAUAGUAAACGGUGACUAUUGUAUUUAAAACUAGGGUCUGAUCACUGGAAAUGAUUGCUUGGUGAUUUGUGAUUUGGGGCUUGGUUCAGUGCUCUAGGAAUGUUUGUGUAUUUUGUAGGUGCGUGUACUACUGCGCUGCCCCAUGGUAUGUCACGGUUCUGUGUAAAUGCCCUCCACGUGGCCCUCUCAUGUUGCAUGUUUUCAGUGGUUUGGAAGUUUUGUAUAUUUAUUGUAUUAAUGCAGAGUGUCAUAAAAUAAAAUAAUGUUUACUGGA
Apodemus sylvaticus (European woodmouse) is the source of this 3688-nucleotide messenger RNA. RefSeq names its product secretory carrier membrane protein 1 (gene Scamp1). Bases 156 to 1172 code for a protein of 338 amino acids. Gene Ontology annotation, cellular component: trans-Golgi network membrane; recycling endosome membrane. The transcript is spliced from 9 exons. Gene Ontology annotation, biological process: protein transport. The record is from RefSeq and is a predicted model, not a curated record. NCBI's taxonomy places the organism in Eukaryota, Metazoa, Chordata, Mammalia, Rodentia, Muridae.